GGUAUUUAAAAUUGUGUAUAAUGUCACACUGUUGAAACAGUAUUAAUAAGAAAAAUAUCGUUUUAAUGUGCACCCAGUAAAAUUAGAUUACAAAGUAUCACAAGCUUGUGUACCUGUUAUGUAUUAUUAUUAUUAUUAUUUUUCUAGAUCUGAAGAAAAGGCCAUCUUUGAAGACGUCUUUAUAGCUAAGGAUGAAGAUGUGACAAGAUUUGUGGACUACAUUCACAAGACAUCCAAACAUGUGAGUGGACGAGGUGUUUGUGGAGGGGAGUGGUCAGCAGCCAGAGAGACCUCCCAGAGAUCUGCCAGCAAGGUAGACGAGGAGGGAUUGGAGCUUGCAGUGUGUCGACACGGAGUGCUCCUCCGUGCUUUAAAUAUGUACAGGGGUGAAAUUUUUGCCUAUCCCUUGUACCUGCAAGAAAAGCUGGCCAGUAGGCAAAUACAUUUUUUUUGUAUGGAUGUGACUUGCAAAUAUUGGCCCUACCUCCAAAGAGUUGCAAAAAGCUGUCCAGAGCUCCAGCACCUUCUUAACAUGAAGCCCUUCCUUUCAGUGUUCCAUGCCAAAGCCCAUGAUUUUAAAUGUGAGGUGAAAUGGAGUGGGGCAUAUCAGGAUGGGGCUGGUUUAACCCUAGGUGAGGAGGUGGAACAGUGCAAUGCUUUCCUGUCUAGGAUUGCAGUGACUACAAAACACAUGUCCAAAGCAGGGCGCACAGACAUGCUGACUCUCAUGGCCAUGCGCUGGAAUCAGCAAAAGAUCUACACUUUGGCCAUCACACUGACCCGCCGAUAUCAGAAGACCACAAAAGCUCUGCAAAACCAGUUGCUAAACCUAGAGUCUUUAAAAGUUGAACUGGCAGUGACAGAGAGCCAGUUGGAAGACUGGCUCAACAAAGUAAAGGAGUGGGCAGAUAGUGAGUAAAUGACUUAUGUAUAUACAUAUGUAUGUGUGUGUAUGAAUGGUAUAAUGUUAUACU
Messenger RNA from Carassius auratus (goldfish), 974 nucleotides. RefSeq lists its product as uncharacterized. NCBI's taxonomy places the organism in Eukaryota, Metazoa, Chordata, Actinopteri, Cypriniformes, Cyprinidae. The coding region runs from base 119 to 919 and encodes 266 amino acids. The transcript has 5 exons. The record is from RefSeq and is a predicted model, not a curated record.